GGUCCCUCGAGCAGCUCUACGAUGAAAAGCUCGAGCCUGGCUGCGCUGCAAGCUGACCGAGAUACGCUGCCUACGAUACCGCAGCAGUCGUGACGCCUCACCUCCAAUCUGGCUCUCAUCACUUACUUUCAGGGCAGCAGCGCGUCGAACGUACGGAGGAGACCAUCGAACUGGCCAACCAAAGGUGCACUGCUUAGGCCGCUUGCCAUUGUGAGAGCGUUUGCAGUCAAUAUGGACAGGUGGGGAAACGUCGCAAGCCUGGAGGUGCAGGAGAUAAGCGUUGCUCUGAACAUGGAGGAUACAGUGCUCCGCUUGUACGAGAAAAUCUCUUGGAUGGAAAGUCAACUGUUCCAAGCUUAUGUCCAGGUGAACAUUUUAAGGUCGGAGAACCUUAUUUUGAAGGAGAAGCAUGGCGAGGAAGUGAAGGUGCUGCAAGAAGAGCUCAAGAUGGGCAGAAUAAUGGUGGACAAGUUGGUCACGGAGCAGAAUGAGGCGACUUGCAAAUUUUGCAUUAAGAUGUCCAAAUUGGAUCUGGAUGCAAUAUUUUGAAUCCUAUCAACAUCAAGGAAAGACCUUGAAGCUGAAAGCUUAUCAGAAGGCUUUCAGAUGUGUUCAGCAAUAAAUGAUGUUUUUUGUACUAUUAACAAAGGAUCACUAAAGAUUUCUACAGGGGGUGCAAAAGGGAGCUAUGGCGUAUGUUGAUGGCAAUAGAGCUACAAGAUAACACAGGAUGUUCUGGUCAAUUGUACAGUCUUCUUUCUCAGGACAUUCCCACUGUUUCUGGAUGCUCACAUGGUUUCUAGUUGACUAUGGGCCAGCGCUGACACAUGCUCAAUUCCUACUCUAAUCAUCAACAUUUAUAAUAGUCUUUAUGGGACCCUGAACUUUGCAAGGCCAAACUGCACUGUUAAUACGUGGUCCAUAUGACACUCCCAAAACCAAGUGGAAGGGCCACCUUCUUAGCGCCCAUGGUUGCUUUGACAGCCUGCAGAAGUUCAGCGCCUCAAUUCCAACAAAACAAGACAGAUCUAGAAACAUGGCUCGUCAUAAAUGUCGAAUUUCUCAAGGGGUC
Molecule: messenger RNA, 1072 nt
Organism: Klebsormidium nitens
Lineage: Eukaryota; Viridiplantae; Streptophyta; Klebsormidiophyceae; Klebsormidiales; Klebsormidiaceae
Source: the annotation of a GenBank genome assembly